AGUGACAUUUAUACAGAUUUAAGAUAAUGAAACCGGCCAAGCAGGAGCAGAAUAAGAAAUGAUAAAAAAUUUGAUGACAUUUUAAUUAAAAUCUCAAGUAAACAUUGGUGUUAAUUGUUCGAGUUGGAUUUGAAGUUACCUUAUAAGUUAAUUAGUCAUUGAGAGUGAUUUAAGGACCAUAAAGAAUCUUGAGCAUUUAGUUAAUGGUGGAGUAUUGGUAAUAGCUGCAUUGUAGGGUAAAUUGGUUCUGCGAGUGUCGUAUAGGCGUGUGGCACCGUGCUUGUCUCCCGCUAAGCUAUGUUCAGGAACUCUGCAUGGAGUAUUGGUUAUUGGAUUAGAGAUAUGUAUAAAUCAACAAGAGUGUGACGAUACUCCGGGUAUAAAACAGACUGUCAGUUAAAAUUUCAAAAAGACUUACAAGAUGACAGACAUUAGAAGGAGAAAAGGUGGCCGCCACAAGCCAAGCUCUCAUCAGAGAAACGGCUUUGCCAAAGGAGCUGCUACCCAGAAAGAGGCGUUCACCAUCUUUGGAUGGAGCGUUCAGCAGUUUUUGUUGAACUGUUUGGGGGUGCUGUUGUGUCUUUAUAUCGGGUUUAAGCACUCCUGGUAUAUGAGACAGAUUAAUGAGAAUAAUCUUUGGUUUUCCAACCUUAAGGAAGUAGAGCGUGAAAUAUCAUUCAGAACCGAGUCGGGCCUCUACUACUCCUACUACAAGCAGAUGGUCAAUGCCCCCUCAAUUACACAAGGCCUGUAUGCGUUGACCCAUGACAACAUGACGGAGCACCCUGCUACCAUCAACGUUCUAGAGAGGAUGAAUAUCUACCAGGAAGUGAUUCUCUCCAUCUUGUACAGGAUACUUCCUGUGAAGAACAUCCUAGAGCCAGUGUAUUUCUACAUCAACACAGUGUUUGCCCUCCAUGGGAUGCUAGUGUGCGCAUUGUUUGUCAUAUCAUGGAUGUUGAGUGGCUCAUGGCUGUCCGGUGCUCUUACUGGCUGUUUCUAUAUUUUCAAUAGGUUGGACACAACACGAGUGGAGUAUGUUAUCCCCCUGCGGGAGAGCUUCUCCCUCCCAUUCCUAUGGCUACAGAUAGCGGGAAUCUCCCUCUACUUCAAGCACAACAGUCAUGGCGGCAGAGAGAAGCUAAGCCUGUGUAUCGCACUAUCUGGGUCGUUCCUGUUCUGUCUCUUCUGGCAGUUUAACCAGUUUGUCAUGUUACUACAGUCUCUCGCACUGUUUGGGGUGUGGAUACUGGACCUAGUCCCCGCCAACAAGGUUCGAAUGAUACUGCUAUUUAACGCAGUGUCUCUCCUGAGUGUGUGUGUUCUACAAAGUGUCAACACCAUGAUUCUGGGAUCGCUAGUCAUGAGUUUUAUCCCAGCAACCUUCUUGCUCAUGUAUUUCAAAGGAGAUUCAUUAACACCAUGCAGUAUUCCAGCACGAAUAUCUAAGGUGGCUUUCUACAGUAUUACCUCCAUCAUUCUCAUGUUCUUCAUUAACAUUGCUGUCAAGACCAUCUUAAAUUUGGAGGCAGACGAGCAUAUAUUCAAGUUCUUGCUCAACAAGUUUGGAAUAGGAAAUCCAAGGGACUUUGAUUCUCGCCUAUAUCUGUGUAUCGAGGCAUUUGGCUUUCUCCAACUGGACACGUUUGAGCGCAUGUCCAAGCUUCUCGUGUUCCCGAUUUAUCUAGUCACACAUCUUACACUGCUGGCAGUGUUGUUUAUCGCCGUCAUGCAAAAUUGGAGUAACCACAGCCACGAGGUUGGUUUAAAGGACCAUCCGUCUCCACGACAUUCGCAUCUUCUUUCAUCUCGUCCUGAUCUCGCCUUCCAUGCAAUCCAAGCAAUGUUUUUUGGUGCCCUGGGUAUGUCAACGUUACGUAUGAAGUACCUCUGGACGCCGUAUAUGUGUAUCCUGGCUGGGUUUGGUGUGGGUGAUUACCGGGCGUGGAAAAAUGUGCUUGCACGCCUGCGGAUCAACCAAGAUACUGUGGUCCAGAUAGCCAGACACCUUACAACAAUAGCUGUUUUAGCGCUGCUGUUUGCCAUUGCCCUACCACCAGCCCUGAAAGGGCUAGAGGACCUGAAGGAAUUCUGGGACCCGGACACUGUGGAGCUCAUGGAGUGGAUCAAGAAGAGCACUCCGCCCACAGCCGCGUUAUCAGGCAGCAUGCAGCUAAUGGCUGGAGUCAAACUGUGUACCGGGCGGCCCAUCACUAACCAUCCGCACUAUGAGGACAAAAUCCUCAGGAUUAAAACUAAAGAGUUAUACCAGUACUACGCCAAACGCGAUCCUGCCGAUGUUCACGCCCUAAUGAAGAAGUACAAGACAGACUACAUCAUCCUGGAGGACAGUAUAUGUCUGGCCCCGUCUCGCGGUGGCUGUCGUUUACCGGACAUUCUCGAUGUGGACAAUGGAGUGAUUCCUGACAGUGGCAUUUCUGAGCCAGGUUUGGUGAAGAGUAACAUACCCCGAUUUUGUGACGAAGUUCGCAGACAGACGCCGGAAUACGCUAAAUACUUCAAACAUGUCUUCACCAACAAAACUUUCAGAAUCUACAAAAUUGUUUAGUUGCUCAUGUCUCUAGUAAUAAUAAAAAAAAAAAUGUUAAAUUAUUUAUUGUAAUUUUACUGUGAAAAUAUUUUUAUUUAAUUUUCAAGGUAUUGAUUUCAUUUGUACAGUAGUCAUUUUCUGUUCAUUGUUAUUAUAGUUACUGCAUGAUUUAAACUUACAGAUCAGUUUAAUAGAAAAAAACUUAUUUGUUUUAACAUUUUCUUGAAGGACAAGUUUUAGUUCUGCUACAUAACAUAAUUGACUCAAAACUAUUGUUGCAAUAUUUUAAAUAUAAAAGGUAAAAGAUAGCGCCGAAGGGCUCCAUUUUUGAAGUCAGCAGGCUUUAAAGCUGCACUCUCACAGAUUGAACGUUUUGACAACUUUUCCUUUUUUUGUCUUGGAACUAGCCAAUUUUUGCGAAAAUCCAUGGAAACCAGUUAUGUAAGACUGCUAACCAAAAAUAAGAUUGCAGAUUUUUAUAUUUAAGCUCAAAAAUUUAUGUUUUAUGCCUUUUUCUUAAACUGUUAAUAACGGUUUAAGCCAUAAAACCUUAACUUUCAAACGGAAAUAUGAAAAUCUGCGAUUUCAUCUUUUUUCAGCAAUCGUUGAUCAUUGGUUUGCAAAUAUUUAUGCAAAAAUUUGCUCUUACCAAGACAAAAAAUAAAAAAAGUUGUUAAAACGGUAUAUCUGUGAGAGUGCAGCCUUAAAUGUAAAAGUACAAUCUUGCCAUGUGAUUUAUACAUACUUGUUUUCAAUAUGUAUCUUCCAAAUUGCUUGAAAACUGUCAUCUGAAAAUGCACGACAGAAAUUGAAACUUGCAGUACAGAUAUAUUUUAGCGAUCUUUUGUUGUUCCGAAGAUCGAAUAUGAUCAAUAAUCAACUUAAACAGUCAACAUCAGUGACUCAGGCAUAAGAAAUUCAUAACUAAAAGUGACGAAGCCAAGAUGCACUGUUAUAAGUGUUGGACAAGUGCGAAAAUAUUUUAUUAUUCAUCUAUCAGUUUUCAAUUUCCAGCAAUCAUUCAUGAAGUUUGGUCCAAUUUCCCAGCAUUGUUAAAAGCACUUGGCAAAUUUAUUAUUGAAUGCGUACAAAAAUUGAUCUCACUGCAUAUGAAUCAUUUCAGUUCAUUUAUUUGAAAAUAAGUUUGCUCUCAAAGAUGUAGUCUUCAAUCCAUUGUUAAAUGGUAAACUAUUGCUCUUUUGCAUAAGAAUUAACACUACUUUCUGGAAAUCCUCAAUAUUCCUUUAUUCCUGUAUGUACUUGUUAUUUUAUUCAUGUAACUAUUUUGUUAUGAAGACGUGUUCAUUGAAUCUUGAUGCCAAAAUCCUUCAUUUAUAAUACAUAAAAGUAUGAUUUUCUGUCUUUGAAAAACAAGCACAUGGCAUGGAUUUAUGUAUGUUGGAUCCUCCCAAUAGUUGUUAGUGAUUUUAUUUACAUGUUUUUCUUAUUUGAUUUAAGAGAUCUGGUUUUGAAAAACAGUUGAAUAUUUUUAUUGUCAAAAUUAUUGUUCAUUGUAUUAAUUUCAAUCUUUGCUAAAAUCGUGUUAUGACUAAAUUGUUCAUGAAAAUAUUUAAAGUACAGUAGAAACUCACUAAACCGGAUCUCCACAAAACCGGAAUCCUCGGGAUACGGGACUUUUUUCAGAGUCCCGGUUUUCCCCUUCUAUUUUCAAUGUAAAAUAAUCCCUACAAAACCGGAACCUCGGAAUUCCGGAUACCGGACAAAAAAUCGAGAAAAUUUGUUAGUUGUCAACGUAAUUUUACCUCACAAAACCGGACGUAUAUUUGUUCAAACUUGUCAAAAUGAUUUUGUGUAUUAGGAAUUCGCGAAUCGCGUGUCACUUUGUCACUUUGUUUUGACAGCCGGUGCGUCUUUCAAUAUUGCACCUGUGAUGUUGUGUUAACUCGAUAAUCGAUAUUGAUGAUUGCGCUGUGGAUUGACUGCCGCGCGAUAAUCAAACGAUAAUCAAACUUGUGAAAAGAAAGUUGAUUGAAACAUUAAUUUGUUUGUUGCAGAAAGUAAAGAACUAGAAACGGUUAUCAAGUGAUCAUUUUGGAGGGUUGUUUUAUCUAAAGACUUCUAUGAUUGAAUCAAAUUAGAGCGUUGCGUUAAUUAAACUAUCAAACAUACUUAACAAGCAUUAAAUUACGCAAGUUGUUUUAUUUCAAGACUUGGAAAAAAGAUGAUUGUAAAAACGCAGAAAUGUUUAAUUAUGUUUAUCACUUUUGCAUGUGCUUUAAUCAUGUCUCAACCCCCGUCUAAACGUCGACUUCCCUUUAAAGGUUAACUCAGUUAAUAUUUUGAGUAAACUUACUCCAUACAUCAAAUCCUCACUAAACCGGAAUCCUCACUAAACCGGAAAUUUUGCUCAGUCCGGACCUUGUCCGGUUUAGUGAGUUUCCACUGUAGUAAGUUUGAUGGGUAUUCAUUCUUGAGAAUAUUAAGUACCUGGGAUACAUUUCAAUAAUGAUAUUAGUUGAUUAAAGGCAUAAGUUGAAAUUAUCCUAGUGUCCUUUUUUCAUUAUUUUGCUACAUAAUGGUGAGAAUAAAAAUGCAGCCAAUAUUAGAAAUAAACACGAAGCUGAGGAAAUCUAAAAAAAAGAGCAUUUUUUCCAUUUGUGAUGUUUCUAUGGAUUUAAGAUUGCUGAAGUUCCGGCUUAAGAUCCUGUAAUGGAAUUGGCCCCUUAAUCUUAGGGUCAUACAUCAUUGACUUCAUUCACUCUAUUGGUCAGUUAUUAAUAAUAAGUAAUCCGAUAAGCUACAUCGUUGUUAGAUCCAAUUUAGACCAAUAUUGAAUACCAGCCAAGAUCAAUUCCCUUAGAUAUUUAGAAAUUUUUCGAACAUGUCAUGGUCGUUCCUGAUUCAAAUUGUAUUUAACUUUCAUUUGUAGUAUCAUGAAAAAAAAUUCUCUGUUGGACAUUAGAAGUUAGGUUUAUCUGCAAACUCCGAGAACAUUUAGUUUUAACACAAAUCAUUUCUCAAACACACCAAUUCUGAUACUCAAAUUGUUCGGGUAAUUGGGAAUGACUCAAGGCAAAGUAAUCUAUUUGAAUAAAGAUGAAAUUUA
This is a messenger RNA of Mya arenaria, 5618 nucleotides long. RefSeq names its product probable C-mannosyltransferase DPY19L3. The record is from RefSeq and is a predicted model, not a curated record. Gene Ontology annotation, cellular component: nuclear inner membrane. The transcript has 18 exons. Gene Ontology annotation, molecular function: mannosyltransferase activity. Lineage: Eukaryota; Metazoa; Mollusca; Bivalvia; Myida; Myidae. Bases 422 to 2569 code for a protein of 715 amino acids.